This is a messenger RNA of Bursaphelenchus okinawaensis, 222 nucleotides long. Lineage: Eukaryota; Metazoa; Nematoda; Chromadorea; Rhabditida; Aphelenchoididae. The record is from the annotation of a GenBank genome assembly.
AUGCCUAAGCCUAAGCCUAAGCCUAAGACUAAGCCUAAGCCUAAGCCUAAGCCUAAGCCUAAGCCUAAGCCUAAGCCUAAGCCUAAGCCUAAGCCUAAGCCUAAGCCUAAGACUAAGCCUAAGCCUAAGCCUAAGCCUAAGACUAACACUAAGCUUAAGCCUGAGCCUAAACCUAAGCCUAAGUCUAAGCCUAAGCCUAAGCCUCCGGGACUAAAUAUAUAA